Microtus ochrogaster (prairie vole) is the source of this 2918-nucleotide messenger RNA. It is a transcript of the gene Armh4, whose product is annotated as armadillo-like helical domain containing 4. The record is from RefSeq and is a predicted model, not a curated record. The transcript is spliced from 7 exons. Lineage: Eukaryota; Metazoa; Chordata; Mammalia; Rodentia; Cricetidae. The coding region runs from base 397 to 2487 and encodes 696 amino acids.
AGCCAAGGGAGUGUGGGCGGCCUCUACGUGGGUCGGUUGAGGCAGGGAUGCCUAGCACCGGUGCUGCCGCUGUCCUCUGUGCUCAGCUGUACUGAACGCUCACAGGUGAGGACAAGCGAGGCUUCUGCAGACUCGGCGAGAGGAAGGGGUGGAGCGGGAUUCCAGGGCGGUACGUGGUCGCUCUGUGUUUGGGGCAACCCUGCGGUUGGCGGUGGAGCACCCUGCACCCUCGCCGGAAAGGAGUACCCAGGCGCUGACUGAGCAGGGACAGCUUUGUGAACACUGGGAGAAUCUUGCAGGCCUGGAAGGACUUCCAGCACGACUUGGUCCACCCCAGACUUACAGGAUUCGAUUGCUGGAACUCUCAACUCCUUCAACCUGUAUUUCUCUUCCACUAUGAGCAGACCGACUCUGUUGCCCAGCUCUGUGCCUUUCUGUAGCGUUCUCUUCCUUACCUUAGCCACACAAUGUCUAGCUUUCCCAAAAGUGGAAAAGAGGGAGAUGGCACAUGCUUAUGCCCAGACAGAGCAGUUCUGGAAGAUGGACACAGGUGAUGGAGAAAACAUCUCUGCUCCAGAGCACAUGCCCCAGCAGACAUCCUCUGAAGCUCCUAUGGUACUGUCUGCGGGACCAUCUGUGAGGCCAUUAAAUAAAGUCUUCUCCAUCAACAAAGAACACCACCGCCCUGGAACUGGACUUCUGAAUCCUAACAUCCCUGAUCUUCAGUCUUCCACUGAGCCAGCAGUCUCAGUCAGUGAACAAGGGCAUGGUCCCAGUCAGCUUGAAGGAAUGUCUUCUGAACAGAGACUUCCCAAGGCCUUGUCAAUCAUUGCUGUCUCUUCACCUACUUCUCUUAAUUCUCACCAGGAGGGGCCCCAGAGCAGCUCUAGCACCCAGCCCAUUGUAGAAGGGAUCACAGUUGUAACACGUGACUUCCUGAAGUAUGUGGAUAAUCAGUUGUUUGCAACUGAAAGUCAGGAAGCAGUUAGCUUGGGACAUACACCUUCAUCUUAUAUAAAUACCAAAGAAAUGCUAGCUGCCAGUCCAAGAACAGAGAAAGCUGAAACAGAUGCAGCCAAGAGGCCGACUGCCUUUCCUGGGGUCGAUUCCACAGCAGACACAGAGCAUGAUGGGGAGAGGCCCCCGGAGGAAUCAGAUGACAAUGUGCAGACCACUGCCACCACAUCCUUGGAGACAACCCCUGAAGAUGUUCUGAAUAUUGAUCCAUCAGCUGACAGUCUUCUGGGGGACCUCAAGGUCACAGUGAGUGUCAGCACAGCUGUUCUGGUUCCUUCUGUCCCAAGUGAUGAGUGGGAUGACACCAAAUUUGAGAGUGUAAAUCAGGCAAGGACCACAGAUUCAGGAGACCAUGCAGAGAUUCGGGUGAGCACAGAGCCACCACAUGGAGCACAAGACAGCUUUGAAGGGACCGAGGGGAGCCCCACUUCCACAGAGGUUAACAAGGGGACACCCUUGGGGACAGCUCUGGUAACUGCACUGGAGAAAGAAAGAUCUCCAGUCUUUGCCCAUCAGAUUCCCUUUAGUCCCACGAGUCUGACAGAAGACCCUGAGGUUUCCACUGUGAAACCGUUACCAAGUGCUGGAGACUUCACAGCCUCCACCCGAGAGGACAGGACCAUGCUUUUCUCAAAGACUGAAGUCUCCACCUCUCAAUAUGAGUCUCAGACACAUCAGGGAGUAAAAGAUAUGUUAAAAGACAUCACACAGGAGAUGACAAUGGCCACACAAGAACCAAACCCUACAUUACCCUUGGUGACACAAGAGCACGUUGAGGUCCCCAGAGGCAGUGGUGAGCCUGAAGACGGCAUGCCAUCCCCCUCUCCUGUGUCUGCUGAUGUGGGUGCCACCGAGCUCUCCAGGAGAUGGGAGUCUCUGGCCACUCUGGCCUCCACAGCUGUUGUCCCUUUGUCUCUCGAAGUUACCUCUUCCAUGGAAGACCCAAUGGACACAAUCACUGGGCCAAACAAGGAAUCCAUACCAGUUUUGGGCUCUCCAGAGGCACCACCCCCUGCAGUGACUGUGGAAACUCCCACAAUUUCUCCAGCACUCCCAUCUGAGGGAAGAACUAUUUCACCCAUCAACCACCCCGAUACAGCUGCCUCGUAUGGACUGGAACAACUCGAAUCUGAAGAACUAGAAGAUGAGGAGGAUGAAGAGGAUGAAGAUGAAGAAGAGGAGGAUGAGGAAGAAGAUGAGGAAGAUAAAGAAACAGACUCCUUGUAUAAGGACUUCGACAGUGAUACUGAGCUGCCAGGGUUUACUCUCCCUGGAAUCACUUCCCAGGAACCGGAUGUAGAGGCAGGAAGCAUGGCCCUACUGGAGGUAGCAACCUAUCAGGUGCCAGAAACCAUGGAGUGGGAACAGCAGAAUCAAGGUCUGGGCUGGCUAUAUGUCUGGAAUGCUGGUUCCUGUUGGGGUAGGGAUAGCUGGAGCCUUGUUCAUCUUGGGAGCACUCUACAGCAUUAAGGUCAUGAAUCGCAGAAGAAGAAAUGGUUUCAAAAGGCAUAAAAGGAAGCAGAAAGAAUUCAACAGCAUGCAAGACAGAGUGAUGCUGCUAGCGGACAGCUCAGAAGACGAAUUCUGAAUCGGACUUGGGUUUAAUGCAAUGACAUCAUUGUUUCAUUUUUUAUUUGAGGGCAAAAAGAAAAAAGAAAAUAAAUAAAUGGCAACAAUAUCUCACCACCUUGCUGCUACUGGGCCUCUGAUCCAGCCUUCUUCUCUGCUGGAGAGUAGAUUUUUCUUGUGCUGAGCAGUAAAGACGCCCUGUACACGAAAUGUAGCAUUCAGUUAUUCUGCAGUGUUUGCCAUCACCAAGGGCUGCAGUUCAGAAGCACAGAGCACACAUGUUCAGUAGGAGUAGCUGGGUUAGGUAAAGUAAAUACCUUGUGUUUUUUAAA